AACAUGGCGGAUCAGAGUCGUGGCCAGUCUCUCAUUGUAGUAUCUCUAGCUUUCUCUGCUGAACGCAGCCAUGUGUAUAAUCUUACUGGAAAACAAUCAUUAUGAAAUAUUUUGCUCUUUUGCAAACUGAAGGCAUACAUCGAUGUUUUCUCUUAUAAUUUCCUUGAUCUUAAAAUUUAUUUAUGAAGAUGGAUCAAGUAUAUAAACUUUACGAUCGUCAGGCAUCAUCAAAGAUUUGCGUAAAGGAUUAUUUUCAGCAAUAUAGUGAAUUAAUAAAAUUAUCGAAAUGUCAUGAAAUAGGCAAACAAAGUGAAGAAAAGAUUUUUCAACUUAUGGAAACUGAUCUUUCACAAGCAAGGAUAGUUUUAAUGAAACAUUAUUGCAGUAUCGAUAAUUUAACAUUGCCAAUAGAAGCUGCUAAUGCAGAAGAACAAGAAAAACAAGGAUAUAUUAACAUAUCUGAAAGAAUUUUAGAUAAUGUUCCAUUAGAAACAAUUAAAGUAUUGAAAAUUUUAUCUAAAGAAGCUUUAAUAAAGCCAAAAUUUCUAAAUGGUAUUCCUAUUAAAUAUGAUAAGUUAAGAUUGUCUAAUAAUAAUUCCAUAAUGCCAAAUGAAGAAUUCUUAGUUUAUGUUAGAGUAUAUGAACCAUUUAAUAGCCAGCCUCGUUCUUUUAAGUAUAGAACAAAUAUACCAGUUCUAAAACUUAAAAGUGUCAUAUCAAUAUUAGGAUGCCAAACUCUUUAUGAAUUACGUCAAAAAAUAAUGUGUCAAUCUGAUUUGUCAAUUACAAAAGAAAUUAGCAAAGAUCCAAAUCAAAAGCCUAGCCUAAUGGCAAAACAUAUCUAUCAAUCAGGAUUUUUUUAUAUUGAAGAUACAUUUUAUAAUGAUACUAGUAUGCCAACUAACAUUGAUUAUAGUAGAGUCAUAUUAGAAUGGGCAGCUGCUCGUGAUAUAGGUCCAUUUAAAAUUGCUACCAUGGAUGCCCAGAUAAAUUCUCUUUGUACAAGAUUUGGCUUUCCAUGGGUGUAUCAACAUCAAGGUUAUUGUGAACAUUUAAUUGUAUUGAGUGAUGCCAGGUUAAUGUCUAUAGAUGAUGUGUUAGCAUUGUCUGCCUAUCCUAGAAUAGAGAGAAUAAGACCUAUCUCUGGAAAAAAUUGUAUCUGUUGUGGCAUUCUUAAUGUACAUUGGAUUAUAACAGAACAUGAUAGAAUACCACAUGAUGUAAGUUAUAUCUGUAAUAGAUGUUUUAUAUCCUAUAAUUAUGUUGAUGGUAAAAAAGUUGGAAACUUCAAGGCAUAUAAUUAUCCUUGUAUACCAGAGUUGAUGUCUAUAAGAAAAUAAAAUAUUUAACAAAA
Pogonomyrmex barbatus (red harvester ant) is the source of this 1354-nucleotide messenger RNA. It is a transcript of the gene Pbp49, whose product is annotated as proximal sequence element A Pbp49. Gene Ontology annotation, cellular component: snRNA-activating protein complex. Gene Ontology annotation, molecular function: core promoter sequence-specific DNA binding; RNA polymerase II cis-regulatory region sequence-specific DNA binding; bent DNA binding. The record is from RefSeq and is a predicted model, not a curated record. Gene Ontology annotation, biological process: snRNA transcription by RNA polymerase III; snRNA transcription by RNA polymerase II. NCBI's taxonomy places the organism in Eukaryota, Metazoa, Arthropoda, Insecta, Hymenoptera, Formicidae.